AUGGCUGACCGAGGGACCCCCCAGCCUGCCCGCUCAUCUUCCAGCAUGUCCAUGCAGUCUGAUUCAGAGAAGGAUCACUCCAAGAGCAAACUCAUUUCCUCCACACCGGUCCCCAGUGACGUCUCCCUAGAAGUGCCAGAGGUUCCAGUUGAGAAAGAGAAGCCUGUCUCAAAGGUGGAUGUUUCAGCAGAGGAAGCAGAUUCCUACACGCAACGGCUGAGAGAAGCAUUUAAACAGCGUUUAGUUUUGAGUGGUGUAUCAAAGGAGUCCUGGACAGAGGAAAGUGAGCGUGCCUUGGAUAAAUUCAUCUCAGACUCUUCUGUCAGGCUUCUCGUUGUCUACCAUGACCCUUUCACCAGCCUACGCGUGGACUACGCCAUACCAGCUCAGGUGGUUGAGCACAUGUCCUACUUCAUUCGGGCAGAGGACAGUAUAAUCACAGAGGAGAGUUUUAGGAGCACGGUGCAGUUUGGUUCUGUAAGGGGAGGGGCCAUAGAGGGUCUCCUCAGGCUGAUGAAUGGUGUUCACACCCCUCAGGUCACCCUCAGCACUGCCUGGCCAGAGACCGCCAAAAACAACUACUCUGUAGAAUUACACCGCUUCCUCAGCAAACUUACAGACAGCAGAUUUAAACUGCUGGGCAGCACUGUGCUGUACGUCCCUCUGGAGGCUCUGCAGCACCGCCCAGAGGAGGCUGUCACCAACAAGAGUCUGGUGCAACGCCUAGAGAUGGUGAUGAUCCACUGGACACGUCAAAUAAAAGCAGUGCUGAGCGCUCAACCUGUGAGUGACAUAGGAGACACCUCGGGCCUCCUGGAGGAGAUCUCUUUCUGGAAGAGCCGCUGUGCUGAUCUGGACAGCAUUAGUAAGCAGCUGCAGAAACCUGGAGUCUGUCAUAUACAGGCGAUUCUGCAGCUCUACACGUCAACCUACAUCCCACCCUUCUGUAAACUAGCCAAGCAGAUCCAGGAUAGUACUUUGCAGGCUCAGUCAAACGUCUCCUUCCUGUCCCUACUGAAAGAGCCAUGUGAGGAGCUGGCUCAGCUUAAACCUCGUGAGAUUGCACCCAAACUAGCUCACAUCCUUAACCUCAUCCGUGUGAUAUGGAUCAACUCCAGCUACUACAACACCCGUGACAGGAUCACUGCUCUAUUAUGCAAGAUUAGUAAUGAGAUCAUCCGCCUGUGCUGUCGGGAGAUUUCUCUGGACAGGAUCUUCCAGGGUUAUGUGAUCUCCAGCAAGCAGAUUCUGGAUGACUGUAUCCAGUGCUGCCUGGCCUGGAAAGAGCUCUACCUACACACCUCCCAGCUCCACCACAAAUACUCUUCCCAAGGGUGGUCGCUUGACCAGAUUACCAUAUUUGCUCUGGUGGAUUCCUUUGUGCGGAGAUGCAAAGAUCUAAUAGAGGUGUGUGAGUGUCAGCAGCAGUUUGCUCGCUGGGAAGAGGGUGAGCGAGUCCCAUUGCCAUGCUUUGCUGGACGUCAGGGGUCAGAGGUCACUCAGAGACUGCUGUACAUCGAGGCAACCUUUGACAACAGCCUGCACGUCCUGCGCUCUGUUAAGGACAUCCUGGAUGUCAGAAAUCCCUCUUGGCAUGAGGACUACAGCAGAUUCCGUGGUAAAGUGAAAGAUCUGGAGGUGAUGAUGCAGAAUUUGAUCACUUCGACCUUCGAGACGGUGAACUGUGUGGAGGAAGGCGUACAGCUGCUUGAUGUGUUUCAGCACCUGUCUGGACGAGAGGCAAUCAAACGGACCAUUGACAGAAAGACGGUGGAUGUAUACGCAUUGCUUAAUGCUGAGCUGAGUGAUAUUAAUUUGGUGAUGUGCAGACUGUCAUCUCUCACACCUGCUCAGAUGCCUCGACACGCAGGACAGGGGCAUUGGACUCGAGCACUCCGAUCACGGAUAGAAAGACCCAUGGAGGUUCUUCGGCGAGCUCAUUUCCUCCCACACGUCAGCAGUGGUGAGGAGGUGCAUGUAAAUUAUGCUAAGCUGUGUCAGACUCUGGAUGAGAAGGUGAGGAGGAUCUUCACAGACUGGAGUCAGAGUCUGAACAGAGAGUGUCUCAACAGUCUCAACCAGCCACUCAUGAUCCGCUGUAAAGGGAAGACAGGCCCGCUGGACAUCAACUUUAACAAGAACCUGUUGAAGAUGUUUAAUGAGAUUCAUUACUGGGACCGACUGCUCUUCGAGAUCCCUCACUAUGUGACAGAGGUGUAUCAGCGCAGAGAGGAACUCCACAACCUGAGAGAGAAUGUCCUCCUAGUUGUUAGAGACUAUAACAGAAUCAUUAAGGCUCUAAAUGCAGAUGAGAUGGGCCUCUUUUCUGAGAGAAUUCGGUUCCUGGAUCGGAAAAUCCAGCCAGGCCUUUCAAAACUGCACUGGUCCACAAAAGGAACAGCCAACGUCUUUAUCAAUGACUGCAGAGUGCACGCCAACAAGGUGCAGUUAAUGGUGGAUGAGUAUAAGGCAGCUAGCUUAGCUGCCUCUAGGCUCUGCGAGCAGAUCAGUGAGCUGCUUUUGGUGCAUGUGGAUGGCAAGAUGGUCUAUGGAGACCUGGAGUUCCAGGAGGAUCAGCAGAGUCAUCAGCGUAGCCAGCUGCUCCGACUGCAGAACGCUCACCAGGACAUCAUCAAAAUCAUGGCCAGAGUCUACGGGACCUUCCACCUCGAUGGCCCAGAGGUGCAACAGCAUUGGGUGUCAUACAUGGAGAAGAUGGACCGAAUGAUUGAGGAGGCGUUUCGUGUGAAUAUAAAGCGCUCUCUACAGGAGCUCUCUAAAGCCAUCAAUGGAGAUGGCAAGACAUCUCCAAACCCCUUAUUCAGAGUAGAGGUGGUACUGACACAACAGACUCCUCGAUCUCCUGCUCAGGUGGAUUUCUCCCCUUCUCUCCAGAAACUGGCCCACAUAGUGAACAGCAUUAGCUCUCAGCUCAUCAAGACCAUGACAGGGUUCAAACGUCUGCCAGACCUGCUGACCCGCCAGGCUUCUCAGCGAAAACCUAUCCACAGCAUCAUCGAGCAAGAUGAAGAGAUCUGUAAGAUCCAGGGAGCUAUAGCUGCAGGAAUGGUGACUAAUGCAUCUUACCUGCAGACCUACCUGAAGACCUGGGACAAACACAGAGAGAUCUGGGAAAUCGAAAAAGACGGCUUUAUACAGCGCUACCAGCGGCUAAACCCUACAGUUACCUCCUUUGACGCUGACAUAGCCAGAUACACAGAGGUGGCGAAUAACGUCCAGAAGGAGGAGACAGUGUUAAGUCUGCAGUUUGUGUUGCUGGACUGUUCUCCGCUCAAAUUCUCUCUGUUGCAGCAUUGUAACGAGUGGCAGAGCAAGUUCACACAGCUGCUCAGCCUUAUGGCCAGUGCCAAACUAAAGGAAUUGCACAGCUUCCUGCAGGAAAACGCUCUCAGGGUGUCUCAGCCUCCUCAGACUCUGCCGGAGUUGGGAGAGAGUCUAAAACUUCUGGAAACUCUGCAGGCAGAUCUGAGUAAGAUAGAAAGUCAGAUUCCGCCCAUCCACGAGCAGUUUGCCAUCCUUGAGAAAUACGAGGUUGCCGUCGACCCCGCUGUGUUGGAGUUGCUGGAGGCUCUGAAUUCAGAGUGGGUGCGGUUCCAGCAGGUUGUGAUUGACAGUAACAUCAUGUUGAAGAAACACAAAGACAUGAUGAAGAGUGGGCUGGUCCUCUCCUCUGAGGAGUUUAAGAAGAAGACACAGUCUGCCCUGCAGAGCUUCAAUAGCAAUGGUCCAUUUGGCAGCAGUGUAGCCCCAGAUUCUGCACUGCAGCAGGUAUCAGAGCUGCGUGCCCAGUUGGAGGCUCUUAAGGAAGAGCAGCAGAACAUACGUUAUGGUCUCAACAUCUUUAAUAUUGAACAACCAGCCUCUAAAGACAUCCUCACUCUUGAGAAGGACAUGAAUUACCUGCAGCAGGUAUGGGAGAUCGCCCAGCAGUGGAAGGCUCUUUGGGACGAGUGGAAGGGGGGUCACUUGGCCUCUCUGCAGACCGAGGCCAUGGAUAACACCGCUCAGACCAUGUUCAAAAGACUCCACACACUCAGCAGAGACUUCAAGGACAAGCACUGGGAGGUUGUGGACUUCACCAAGAACAGGAUCAUGCAGUUUAAGAAAAUCAUACCACUGAUCAUAGACCUCAGAAAUCCAGCCAUGAGAGAGAGACAUUGGGACCAAAUAAGGCAAGAAGUGCAGCAGACAUUUGACCCAAGCAGUGCAGACUUCACUCUGGAGAAGAUUGUGGCUUUGGGUCUGGACCACCAUGCAGAGCAGAUCAGUGACAUAUCAGGAGCGGCCAGCAAAGAGCUCUCCAUAGAACAGACACUGGAAGGCAUCACGAAGACAUGGGAGGAAACGGCCCUGGACAUCACACCCUACAAAGACAAAGGUUAUCACAAAUUGAGGGGAACAGAUGAAGUGUUCCAGGCUCUGGAGGAUAACCAGGUGACAAUCUCUGUAAUGAAAGCAUCUCGUUUCGUCAAAGCAUUUGAAAAGGAAGUUGACCACUGGGAACGUAGUCUGUCCCUGGUGCUGGAAGUCAUUGAAAUGAUCCUGACUGUUCAAAGGCAGUGGAUGUAUCUAGAGAAUAUCUUUCUGGCAGAUGACAUACGUAAGCAGUUGGUUCGUGAGACGGCAGAAUUUGAUGAUGUCAACUCCAAUUGGAAGAUCAUCAUGGGCCGACUCGACAAGGACAAAAAUGCCCUCAGAGGAACUCACCAUCCAGGUCUUCUAGAGAAGCUCUCAGAAAUGAACACUAAGUUAGAGGAGAUUCAGAAGUCUCUGGACAUGUACCUGGAGACCAAACGCCAGAUCUUUCCUCGGUUUUACUUCCUGUCUAACGAUGACCUUCUGGAGAUCCUGGGCCAGUCACGCAACCCUGAAGCUGUGCAGCCGCACCUCAAGAAGUGCUUUGACAACAUCAAAAGUCUCCGCAUCAACAAGGUUGGGAUCAAUAACAACAAGUCGGAGGCAAGUGGGAUGUUCUCUGCUGAUGGGGAGUUUGUUGACUUUACUCAUCCUGUUCUUCUGGAGGGGCCGGUGGAGGCAUGGUUGUGUGAUGUUGAGCGAACCAUGCGUUGGACUCUAAAGGACUGUCUGAAGAACUGCUCGAUGGCUCUCAAGAAGAUGCCAGGGAAGAGGGGCAAAUGGGUACGAGACUGGCCUGGACAGAUGUUGAUCACAGCCAGUCAAAUCCAGUGGACCACAGAUGUCACCAGAGCACUCGUGACCAGCAAGGAGAGAGCAGAUAAGGCUGCUCUGAAAUCACUAAAAAAGAAACAGGUGUCCAUGCUCAGUCAGUACUCUGAAGCCAUACGAGGGAACUUAUCAAAGAUUCUGCGCUUGAAGAUCGUCGCCCUGGUCACCGUUGAAGUCCACGCUCGUGAUGUCAUCAGCAAACUGGCCAAAGCAGGCUGUUGUGAUGUCAGUGCCUUUGACUGGCUGUGCCAACUCCGCCUGUACUGGGACAAGGAUGUGGACGACUGCAUCAUCAAGCAGACUAAUACCCACUUCCGCUAUGGCUACGAGUACCUAGGAAACUCUGGUCGUCUGGUCAUCACCCCCCUCACAGACAGGUGCUACAUGACUCUUACCACAGCGCUGCAUCUGCACCGGGGCGGUUCUCCUAAAGGCCCUGCUGGGACUGGGAAGACAGAGACGGUUAAAGAUCUGGGUAAAUCUUUGGGCAUGUACGUGAUUGUGGUCAACUGCUCAGAAGGGUUGGACUUCAAAUCUAUGGGCCGCAUGUACUCUGGCCUGGCUCAGACAGGUGCCUGGGGUUGUUUUGAUGAGUUUAACCGUAUAAACAUUGAGGUGCUGUCCGUGGUCGCUCAGCAGAUCCUCUCCAUCCUGUCUGCUCUGUCUGCGGGACUCAACAAAUUCACCUUUGAGGGGAGACAGAUCGGCUUGGUCUGGUCUUGUGGGAUCUUCAUCACUAUGAACCCAGGCUACGCUGGCCGCACUGAGCUGCCUGAUAAUUUGAAGUCUAUGUUUCGGCCGAUCUCUAUGGUAGUGCCAGAUUCCACCCUCAUAGCUGAGAUCACGCUUUUUGCAGAGGGCUUCAAUAACUGCAAGGUGCUGGCUAAGAAGGUCUUCACUCUGUAUUCUCUGGCAGUACAGCAGUUGUCUAAACAGGACCACUAUGACUUUGGCUUGCGGGCUCUCACCUCUCUGCUUCGCUAUGCUGGAAAGAAGCGCAGAGCUUGCCCUGACAUUGUCGAUGAAGAGAUCCUGCUGAUGUCUAUGAAGGACAUGAACAUUGCUAAACUAAGCUCCAUUGAUCUGCCACUGUUUAAUGGGAUCAUCCAGGAUCUUUUCCCUGCCAUGGAGACACCCACUAUCGACUACGGAAAGCUGAAAGAAGCUAUAGAGGCAGAACUUCGACAGAAUGGUCUCCAGGUGACCCCCUUCACCGUGACCAAGGUAAUUCAACUGUAUGAGACCAAAAACUCCCGACACUCCUCGAUGAUCGUGGGGAAGACGGGCAGCGGAAAGACGGUCACAUGGAGAACCCUUCAAAACGCUCUCAGCACCCUGCACCGCAAAGGAGAACCGGAAUUCAACAUCAUACGUGAGUGUCCACUAAACCCCAAGGCAGUGAGCCUGGGAGAGCUGUAUGGAGAAUACAACCUCUCCACCAAUGAGUGGACAGACGGCGUUCUCUCCUCACUUAUGAGGACAGCCUGUGCAGAUGAGAAGCCUGAUGAGAAGUGGAUUGUGUUUGAUGGGCCAGUGGACACGCUGUGGAUCGAGAGCAUGAACUCUGUAAUGGAUGACAACAAAGUCCUCACACUCAUCAACGGAGAGAGAAUCUCCAUGCCUGAACAGGUCUCAUUAUUGUUUGAAGUGGAGGAUCUAGCUGUGGCGUCUCCUGCUACCGUGUCUCGCUGUGGAAUGGUUUACAACGACUACUCUGAUUUGACCUGGAAGCCUUAUGUUCAGUCCUGGAUGGAAAAACGGCAGAAGGUUGAAAUGGAUCAUCUCAGGCAGCUGUUUGACCGCUACAUAGACAAGACCCUUACCUUUAAGAAGACUCACUGUAAGGAGCUGGUGCCCAUCACUGAACUGAAUGGAGUGGCAUCGCUCUGUAGGCUCUACGACUCACUGGCCACUCCAGGAAACGGGGUGAACCCUGCGGACUCUGAAAACUUUGGGCGUAUGGUGGAGCUAUGGUUCAUCUUCAGUCUCAUAUGGUCUGUGUGCGCCUCUGUAGAUGAGGAUGGACGCAAGAAGAUUGACAACUUCCUGCGGGAAGUAGAGGGAACUUUCCCGAACAAGGACACCAUCUACGAAUACUACGUGGACACCAAGAACAAAACGUGGGCGUCAUUUGAGGACAAGCUGCCCAAAGGCUGGCGCUACGCCUCCAAUGCUCCGUUCUAUAAGAUCAUGGUCCCCACCGUGGACACUGUGCGCUAUCAUUAUCUGGUCAAGGCUCUGGUGUCGGCUCAGCACCCUGUGCUCCUGACGGGUCCAGUGGGGACAGGAAAGACUUCAGUUGCCCAGAAUGUCCUGCAGAGCCUGGACUCAGCCACGUGGGGCAUGCUCACCAUCAACAUGUCCUCACAGACUAGCUCUAAUAAUGUGCAGGAGAUCAUCGAGUCUCGAGUGGAGAAGAGGAUUAAAGGUGUGUAUGUUCCAGUAGGAGGGAAAAAGAUGGUUGUUUUCCUGGAUGAUCUCAACAUGCCCGCCAUGGACGACUUCGGCUCCCAGCCUCCUCUGGAGCUGCUCCGUCUCUGGAUCGACUAUGGCUUCUGGUACGACCGCCAGAAACAGAUCCUCAAGUGUAUCAAGGACAUUUUUCUGCUGGCUGCUAUGGGGCCCCCUGGUGGAGGGAGGACGCAGAUAUCAGGACGCCUUCAGAGUCGCUUUAAUCUUAUCAACAUGACAUUUCCUACAGAGUCUCAGAUAAAGCGUAUCUAUGGCACCAUGAUCAGUCAGAAGCUGCAGGAGUUUGAGGAGGAGGUGAAGCCCAUCGGGGGGGUUCUGACUCAGGCCACCCUGGAGCUCUACCACGCCAUUACCACCCGCUUCCUACCCACGCCCGCAAAAAUACAUUAUCUGUUUAACCUCAGAGACAUCUCCAGGGUGUUCCAGGGUUUACUGCGAGCACACAAAGACUUCCACGACACAAAACAGAGCAUCACCCGCCUCUGGAUUCAUGAGUGCUUCAGGGUCUUCUCUGAUCGACUGGUGGAUCAUGCAGACAUGGAGACUUUUGUGGGACUUCUGUCAGAAAAACUGGCUUCUUAUUUCGAUGUCCCCUACCACACAAUUUGCCCCAACAAACAGCCUCCUCUAUUUGGUGACUUCCUGAGGGAGCCACAUGUGUAUGAGGACCUGUUGGACUUUAAAGCUCUUAAGGUUCAUAUGGAGAACGAGCUAGAGGAUUAUAAUCUGACGCCUGGUGUGGUGCCCAUGAGUCUGGUGCUCUUUAGAGAUGCUAUAGAACAUGUAACGCGUUUGGUACGUGUGAUCAGUCAGCUCCGGGGGAACAUGUUGCUGGUCGGUAUCGGUGGCUCAGGCAGACAAAGUUUAACCAGACUUGCCGCCUACAUCUGUAAGUUUACGAUCUUCCAGGUGGAGGUCACCAAACAGUACCGCAAACAAGAGUUCAGAGAAGAUAUUAAAAAGCUGUAUCGCCUGACAGGAGUGGAAAACAAGCCCACUGUGUUCCUGUUUAAUGACACACAGAUCGUGGACGAGUCCUUUCUUGAAGACAUUAACAACAUUCUGAGCUCAGGGGAGGUGCCCAAUCUCUAUAAAGCAGACGAGCUCGAUGAGAUUCACAAUGCUCUGUCAGACUCCGCAAGGAAGGACAAUAUCCUGGAGACAUCAGAUGCCAUGUUUAACUACCUGAUAGAGCGCGUCAGAAACAACCUGCACAUUGUGCUGUGCAUGAGCCCUGUAGGAGAUCCAUUCAGGAACCGUAUUCGACAGUACCCAGCCCUUGUGAACUGCACAACGAUAGACUGGUUCUCUGAAUGGCCACGUGACGCUCUAUUGGAAGUGGCUGAAAGAUUUUUGGAUGGACUCUCUUUGGGGACCGAGGAUGGGAUCCAGACUAAUGUUUCCAGUAUCUUUGUGACCAUGCACCAGUCUGUGGCCCAGUUCUCUCACAGGAUGAAAGUAGAACUGAAGAGACACAAUUACGUCACACCCACCAACUACCUGGAGCUGGUUUCAGGAUACAAGAAGUUGUUGUUUGAGAAGCGUGGCGAGCUCGGAGAGCAAGUGUCUAAGUUGAGGAAUGGCUUGUUUAAAAUCGACGACACGCGCAGUAAGGUGGAGGCCAUGUCUGUAGAGUUGGAAGAGGCCAAGAAGAAAGUGGCAGAGUUCCAGAAACAGUGUGAGGAAUAUCUAGUUGUCAUUGUGCAGCAGAAGAGAGAGGCAGAUGAACAGCAGAAGGCGGUGGGUGCUCACAGUGAGAAAAUAGAAGCAGAAGAAAUCAAGUGUAAGGCCAUGGCUGAGAACGCUCAGAGAGACCUAGAUGAAGCACUUCCUGCUCUAGAGGAAGCCAUGAAGGCCCUGGAGUCGCUGAAUAAGAAAGAUAUGACGGAGAUCAAGUCUUAUGGCAGACCUCCAGCUCUUGUGGAAACCGUCAUGCAAGCAGUUAUGAUCCUCAGAGGAUGUGAUCCAACUUGGGCGGAGGCCAAGAGACAACUGGGAGAGGGCAACUUCAUUAAGCAGUUGGUGAAUUUUGAUAAGGACAACAUCUCCGACCGCGUGCUGAAGUCUAUUGGACAUUACUGCACGCAGCCCGACUUCCAGCCUGAGAUCAUCGGACGGGUCUCGCUCGCUGCAAAGUCCCUCUGCAUGUGGGUCAGGGCCAUGGAGGUAUAUGGCCGUAUCUACAGGGUGGUUGAGCCAAAGAGAGCCAGGCUGCAUGGAGCAAUGACUCAGCUGGCUGAGAAACAGGCUUCUCUGGCUGACGCCCAGGGCAAACUCAGAGAGGUAGGAGAGAAACUGGAUCAGCUGAAGCGGCAAUAUGAUGAAAAGCUGGCUCAGAAAGAGGAGCUACGGAGGAAAUCAGAGGACAUGGAGCUCAAACUGGACCGGGCCGGCAAGCUGGUGUCUGGACUGGCAGGAGAGAGAGUUCGCUGGGAGGAGACAGUGGCUGGUCUGGAGAAGAACAUGUCCUGUCUGGUGGGAGACUGCCUGCUGGCUGCUGCUUUCCUGUCCUACAUGGGCCCUUUCCUGUCCAACUACAGAGAUGAGCUGGUCACAAAUAUCUGGAUGAAACAGGUGAGAGAAUUGGGGGUGCCGUGUUCUCCGGGGUUCAGCUUUGCCAUGUUCCUGUCUAAACCCACGGCGGUGCGCGAAUGGAAUAUCCAAGGCCUUCCGUCUGAUGCCUUCUCCACUGAGAACGGAGUCAUCGUCACCCGUGGCAAUCGAUGGCCACUAAUGGUGGACCCUCAAGGACAAGCGCAAAAGUGGAUUAAGAACAUGGAGUCCAAACGGGGGUUGAAGGUAAUAGACCUGCAGAUGCCGGAUUUUUUGCGGAUCCUUGAGAAUGCAGUGCAGUUUGGUUCCCCAGUUCUUUUGCAGAACGUCCAAGAGGAACUAGAUCCUUCACUAGCCCCCAUUCUCAACAAGUCCUUCACAAGAGUUGGUGGACGUUUCUUGUUAAAACUAGGAGAUAAAGAAGUGGAAUACAGUCCUGAAUUCCGUUUCUACAUGACCACCAAACUGUCCAAUCCGCAUUACACUCCUGAAAUCUCUUCCAAAACCACCAUUGUCAACUUUGCUGUUAAAGAACAGGGUCUGGAGGCCCAGCUGCUGGGGAUCGUGGUGAGGAAGGAGCGUCCUGAGCUGGAGGAACAGAAGGACUCUCUGGUGAUCAACAUCGCCUCUGGCAAGAGGAAACUGCAGGAGCUGGAGGACGAGAUCCUGCGGUUGCUGAACGAGGCGUCCGGCUCCCUGCUGGAUGACGUUCAGCUGGUGAACACCCUGCAGACCUCCAAAGUCACGGCCACGGAGGUCGCAGAACAACUGGAGAUCAGCGAACUGACCGAGAGCCAAAUCGAUACCGCCAGAGAGGCCUACCGCCCCUGUGCCCAGAGGGCGUCCAUCCUGUUCUUUGUACUGAAUGAUCUGGGCUAUAUAGAUCCCAUGUAUCAGUUCUCUCUGGACGCCUACAUCAACCUGUUCACCCUGAGUAUAGAGAGCAGCCCCCGCAGCCACAAACUGGAGGAGAGGAUAAACAACCUCAACAGACACCACACUUAUGCCGUCUACAGAUACACCUGUCGAGGACUGUUUGAGUGUCACAAGCUCCUGUUCAGUUUCCACAUGUGCGCCAAGAUCCUGGAGGCGUCCAGAAAGCUCAACGUUGAUGAAUACAGCUUCUUUCUCCGGGGGGGACUGGUUCUGGAUAAGGAGAAACAGAUGGAUAACCCCUGCUCUAGCUGGCUGUUGGACUCUAACUGGGACAACAUAACUGAACUGGAUAAACUGACUAAUUUCCAUGGACUCAUGGCCUCGUUUGAGCAGUACCCUCGAGACUGGCACCUCUGGUACACCAAUCCAGAACCAGAGAAAGCACCACUUCCUGGAGAAUGGCAAAAAAACUGCAAUGAGCUCCAGAGGAUGCUGAUUGUACGAUCUCUCCGACAGGAUCGAGUCUCUCUCUGCGUCACGACUUUCGUCAUCAAUAACCUGGGCUCUCAGUUCGUAGAGCCGCCCAUUCUUGAUAUGAAGGCUGUUUUAGCGGACAGCACCACAAGGACUCCUCUGAUCUUUGUGCUGUCCCCUGGUGUGGACCCAACAGCAGCCCUGGUUCAGCUGGCAGAGAUGUCAGGCAUGGGUCAGCGAUUCUUUGCCCUCUCUCUGGGUCAGGGCCAGGCUCCCAUCGCAACACGACUGAUCAAAGAGGGAGUUGCAAAUGGUCAUUGGGUGUUCUUGGCUAAUUGUCACCUGUCUCUCUCUUGGAUGUGUGAGCUGGAUAAAAUAGUAGAUGAGUUACAAAUCCAAGAAUGUCAUCCAGAUUUCCGACUGUGGCUAAGCUCCUCCCCUCACCCAGAAUUCCCCAUUGCCAUCCUGCAGAUGGGCAUCAAAAUCACCACUGAGCCUCCUAGGGGGGUGAAGUGGAAUAUGAAGCGUCUCUAUCAGCGGGUGUCUGAGUCUCAGUUCUCGCGCUGCUCGCGGCCGCUGCUGUACCGUAAGCUGCUCUUCACUCUCUGCUUCUUCCACAGCAUCAUCCAGGAGAGAAGGAAGUUCCUACAGCUCGGCUGGAACAUUGUCUACAGCUUCAACGACUCUGACUUUGAGGUGAGUGAGAAUCUUCUGAGUCUUUAUUUGGAUGAGUAUGAGGAAAUCCCCUGGGACGCUCUCAAGUUUCUCAUCGCUGGGAUCAACUAUGGAGGACAUGUGACCGACGACUGGGACCGGCGUUUACUCACCACCUACAUCAACCAAUAUUUCUGUCCUGCUGUUAUUGAUACGCCCUUCUUUAAGGUCUCCUCGUUGGUGCAUUACUAUGUUCCUCGUGAUGGGCCUCAGUCCUCAUAUUUGGACUUCAUUGGUCAGUUGCCAGCUCUGGAGCACCCAGAAUUAUUUGGACAACACCCCAAUGCUGACAUCGCCAGCCAGAUCACCGAGGCUCGAACCCUCUUCCACACACUACUGUCUCUGCAGCCACAGGUCACCAGCACAGACGCCACCAGCACUGGAGCCAGCAGGGAAGAUAAGGUGUUGGAACUUUCUGCUGAUGUUCUGCAAAGGAUUCCUGCUGAGAUUGACUAUGAGGGUACUAGAAAGUUGCUAAAGGAUGACCUUUCACCUCUAAAUGUAGUUCUGCUGCAGGAGAUCCAAAGAUACAAUGCAUUGCUGCACACCAUCAGAUUAUCUCUCUUAGAGCUAGAGAAGGGCAUUAAAGGUCUGGUUGUGAUGUCCAGCAGUCUAGAGGAGAUAUUUCGCAAUAUCCAUGAUGCUCGUGUACCUCCUCUCUGGGAAAAGGCGUACCCAUCUCUGAAGCCCUUGGCAUCUUGGACGAGGGACCUGUGCCAGCGCGUGGAGCAGUUUGCUCGCUGGGCGGAAACCGCUCGCCCUCCUGUCCUCUUCUGGCUGUCUGGAUUUACCUUCCCUACAGGAUUCCUCACCGCUGUACUGCAGAGCUCUGCACGCCAGAACAACGUGUCUAUAGACUCUCUAUCCUGGGAGUUCAUUGUCAGCUCUAUGGAUGACAAGAAUCUGCAUUCCCCUCCCAAGGAUGGUGUGUACAUCCAGGGUCUGUAUCUGGAUGGGGCAGGCUGGGAUAAGAAGGCUUCCUGUCUGGUAGAGGCAGAGCCCAUGCAGCUAGUCUGUCCCAUGCCCUCCAUCCACUUCAAACCUGUGGAGAGCCGCAAGAGGGUCGCCAAGAACAUGUACUCCUGUCCCUGCUACUACUACCCUGUGCGGUCCGGUGGAAGUGGUCGGCCGUCAUUCGUGGUGGCCGUUGAUCUGAAGUCUGGAGCCGUGCCUUAUGAUCACUGGAUCAAGAGAGGAACCGCUCUGCUCAUGAGCCUUGAUAGCUGAACACACUCACACUUUCAGUGACACUAGAUUAACACUCCAGGUCUAAUUUUAUGCAAUCCACAAAAGAGGACAAGCACUUGUUAUACCCUUUUACACACUGAGUCAAUUUAAGAAGAGAAAUUCAUAUGCGUUAAAUCACAAGAGAUGAAAUGAAAACUAGCAAUUUGUUAUGUUUUAUGGAAUUAAUUUAAAUGUUUAAUAAAACAGCUCAGCAUUUCCUCAUUCAUUGGUGUUGCAGAUUUUCCAGACAUAAAAAAAAAAAAAAAAUAAUAAU
Carassius auratus (goldfish) is the source of this 13798-nucleotide messenger RNA. It is a transcript of the gene dnah2, whose product is annotated as dynein, axonemal, heavy chain 2. Gene Ontology annotation, biological process: microtubule-based movement. Lineage: Eukaryota; Metazoa; Chordata; Actinopteri; Cypriniformes; Cyprinidae. Gene Ontology annotation, molecular function: dynein intermediate chain binding; dynein light intermediate chain binding; ATP binding. The record is from RefSeq and is a predicted model, not a curated record. The coding region runs from base 1 to 13524 and encodes 4507 amino acids. The transcript has 87 exons. Gene Ontology annotation, cellular component: dynein complex.